Bacillus rossius redtenbacheri is the source of this 2378-nucleotide messenger RNA. Its product is annotated as beta-glucuronidase-like. The record is from RefSeq and is a predicted model, not a curated record. Gene Ontology annotation, molecular function: beta-glucuronidase activity; carbohydrate binding. Bases 363 to 2300 code for a protein of 645 amino acids. Lineage: Eukaryota; Metazoa; Arthropoda; Insecta; Phasmatodea; Bacillidae. The transcript is spliced from 13 exons. Gene Ontology annotation, biological process: carbohydrate metabolic process; glucuronoside catabolic process.
UGCCUAUAGCCAUGUUCUUUUCUGGCUUUGUAAAGAUAUUAAAGUUAUUAUAUAAAGUAUUAUUAGUAUGUAAUUUUGGUAGACUGAGCAGAAACUGUCAUACACGAUGUCAUGAUGUUCCGUACAAAGAAGGCCGUAGUUAAAAGUUAAAUAGUAGUUUCGAAAGUCAUAGCUGUUCUGUUAGACCACUUUUCCUGCUGACUUAUCACACCUGCUGCGAUAAGUCCACCAUGAUAAGUCCACCUUGAUAAGUCCACCGUGAUAAGUCCACCGAUGGUGAGUAUUCAGUGAGGUGCUGCUUGCAGGAUUGCUGAGUAGCAACUGCUCACUCAAGUGCUGUUUGGUUUUGGAAUCACUGAACAAUGCGGCACACAGCGAGGGACAGACGUCAGAUGGGGAUGCCAGUGUGGCUGGUGCUGGCGGCCGUGUGCUGGCCGGCGCGAGGCGGGGUGCUCUACCCCCAGCAGUCGGAGACUCGGGAGGUGAAGACCUUGGACGGCAUCUGGAGGUUUCGCACGUCCCCGCCCGGUGACCAGGAGGCCGGCUUCACGCAGAGCUGGUACGCCUCUGCGCUGGACCAGUGGAUCAACAUGCCCGUCCCGGCCAGCUACAACGACGUCACAGUGAACGCCAGUAUCCGCGACUACGUGGGCUGGGUCUGGUACCAGCGGGAGUUCUUCGUGCCUGGACGCUGGAAGGAAGAUGGCCUCAGGGUCUUCUUACGUUUCGGCAGCGUGCACUACAAUGCAGUCGUGUGGCUGAACGGGGCAGCGGUGGCGGAGCACUCCGGGGGUCACCUGCCCUUCGGGGGAGAGGUGACUGCGCACUUGCGGUACGGCGCCCCCAACCUCCUGACGGUCGCCGUCAACAACACUCUCACCCAUCACACCAUCCCGCAGGGCUCUGUCACCCACUCCAACGACACGGACAAGUACCCAGAAGGCUACGUGAUAAACUCGUACAGCUUCGACUUCUUCAACUACGCCGGGAUACACCGCCCCGUGUACCUGUACACCGUGCCUCAGACGUACAUUGAUGACAUCACAGUCGUCACCGAGGUGUCCAAUGGAGCAGGACUCGUCAAGUACGAAGUGACGCACAGUCUGAGCGACAAGGAGACGGACGGCGGUAGCUCGCGCUGCGCGGUGCAGCUUCUGGACGGCAGGUCUGUCGUGGCUGCGGAGACGCGGGGAUGCACGGGAGAGAUUGCAGUGCCCGAUGCCAAGCUGUGGUGGCCGGUGUACAUGCACGCGUCCCCGGGACAUCGCUACACGUUGCUGGUACGUUUGGUGUCUACAGCAAAUGUCACUGAAGAUGUCUACCGUCUUUCAGUAGGAAUUCGAUCUUUGCGCUGGAAAAAUGGGAAGUUCCUUAUAAAUGAUCGACCAGUUUACCUUCGAGGUUUUGGAAAGCAUGAGGACUCAGACAUCCGCGGCAAGGGCCUGGACCUGCCCCUUGUGACCCGCGACUAUAACCUCAUAGACUGGCUGGGGGCCAACUCCUUCCGCACAUCCCACUACCCGUACGCGGAGGAGAUCAUGGAGAUGGCAGACACGCUGGGCAUCAUGGUGGUCGACGAGUCCCCGGCAGUCAACCUGGAAAACUUCGACGACGUGCUGCUGGAGAAGCACAAAGCCGUGAUGAAGGAGCUGGUGCAGCGAGACAAGAACCGUGCGUGCGUGGUGAUGUGGUCGCUGUCCAACGAAGCUAGUACCCAGCAGCAAGCGGCGGGGCCGCACUACAAGGAGGUGGCAAAUUUUACAAGAUCGCUGGAUGCAUCACGACCAAUUGCUUUUGUCACCAACCAACAAUACGACAAAGAUCAAGCAGCUGAGUUUGUCGACAUCAUUGGCUUGAACCGCUACAGUGCCUGGUACUAUGACACGGGCCGUGUGGAAUUGAUAGUGCGGCAGGUCGUGUCCGAUUUUUCCGAGUGGCACAACCGUUUCAGCAACAAGUUCAUAUUCAUUAGCGAGUAUGGCGCAGAUGCCAUUUCAGGCCUGCACACGCUGCCGUCGUUCGUGUGGACCGAGGACUACCAGGUGGAGCUGUUGCAACGCCACUUCCAGGCCUUCGACAAGCUGCGGCAAGAAGACUUCUUCAUCGGCGAGAUGAUCUGGAACUUCGCAGACUUUGCUACUCGCCAAGAUACCACACGAGUAGUUGGCAACCACAAAGGCGUCUUCACCCGCCAGCGGCAGCCGAAAGCCUCGGCGUACACUCUGAGGACGCGCUACAGGCAGCUCGCCUCAAAGAUUGACGCCUUCAGCUGGCCCCAGGAGCUGCACUCGGAACUGUAGCCGGCGCUUUCCGUUUGUUCUGUGCAUUUAUUAGUGUGUGAUAGCUUGGGUUGCAAUAAAGUAUUGGUGUGUUACUAA